AUGCGGCUCAAAAAAUCACAAAGGGCCGAGUUCUUCGAGGAAGAAGAAGUCGUCGCCGAAAAGCCCGCGCUCAGGCGACUUCCUUCGAAGCCCUUCCGAUUCUUUGAUUUACCCUCGGAGAUUCGCGAGCGGAUCUACCACUUUGCCUUGUUCACGCCGUCGCGGAAGAGCGCGCUGAAGAAGAAUGGCACCGUCGGUGCUUCCGCAAAGAAAAGCAAAGCUUUCUCUCCAGCGACACAGCGCAUCGCUUUAUUUUUGACCUCGCGACGUAUCCACGAUGAGGCCAGUUACUACUUUUACUCGACGCAAAUUUUCCGCCUCUUCCCCGUGCAGGACUUUGCGCGCAUGCCGACCGUCCGUCAACUACCCCGUCGUCACCGCAGCUCCGUGACUACAAUCGAGCUGAUUCUUGGGAAUAGCUGGACUGCCCCGCCGCGAACGUGGACAGUCAACCAGGGCUUGGGCCUACACGAUAUGGUCCUCACGCGCACACUGAAGGUGUUUAUCGAAUGCGAUCCCUCGCAGCCGAUCUUUGAGGGUUUCCGCGUCUCCAAGGAGUACUACACCGAGUUUGCGGGGCGACUUAUGCGACAGGUUUUGGAACGACUGCCGGGCCUGGUCCAGGUCGAAUUCGAUGCUUACCCUUCGGUCCACAAGAAUGGGUCUUUGAUGACCCGGUUACUGCAGGAGACUCGAGAUUUCCAGAAAAUGGUUCUCUGGGGCCCAGAGAGAGGCUGGGUAGAUGAUGAGGAUGAUUAUGAUGAUCCGAAAGAGGACCCGGCAGACGCGGUCAUUGAUGGCCUGCGCGCCUCUCAUCCAGAGGUUGAUGUUCUGACCAACUCAUUGCAUCUCGUGAGUUUGGGAACGGAGACUGUGGCUGCUUAG
Molecule: messenger RNA, 885 nt
Organism: Penicillium daleae
Lineage: Eukaryota; Fungi; Ascomycota; Eurotiomycetes; Eurotiales; Aspergillaceae
Exons: 1
Coding region: 1-885 (294 amino acids)
Source: RefSeq, a predicted model, not a curated record